Messenger RNA from Hyalella azteca, 1036 nucleotides. Its product is annotated as glutathione peroxidase-like. The record is from RefSeq and is a predicted model, not a curated record. Gene Ontology annotation, molecular function: glutathione peroxidase activity. Gene Ontology annotation, biological process: response to oxidative stress. The transcript has 5 exons. Lineage: Eukaryota; Metazoa; Arthropoda; Malacostraca; Amphipoda; Hyalellidae.
UCAGGUAUCACUGCGACAGUGCUUGUCUGGCCACCGUGUAGACAAGAUGCUGCCACUCCUGCUGCUGGCAGGUACCCUCCUGGGGCCUGCCACGGGAGAGAUCUUCUCAAGAGUUCCAUGUGAUCCAACAACAGAAAAUAUUUAUGGCUUCAAUGCCACGGUUUUGUACGGCAACGAAACCGUAGAUUUCUCCGAGUUCGCCGGCAAGGUUGUACUGGUGUACAACUUGGCGACGUACUGAGGCUUGACCAAGGUCUCGUACCAACAAAUAAAUGCACUCGCCGAUCAGUACGCAGGGCAAGACCUUGUCAUCAUCGGCUACCCUUGCAACCAGUUCGGUAAGCAAGAGCCCGGGGUGACUCCUGACGAGAUCAUGAACGGCAUCCGCUACGUGAGACCGGGCGGGGGGUUCGAACCCAAGCUGGAUAGAAUAUUCCAGAAGGUUGAUGUGAAUGGGGCGAACGAGAUCCCCUUCUACACUUACCUAAAGGCCGCCUGUGGAACAACCUACACUCAGUUUGAGAGCGGGCUGUUCUACUCCCCCUUGAGGGUGGGCGACAUCAACUGGAAUUUCGAGAAGUUCCUCAUCGGCAGAGACGGCAUGCCAUACACCAGGUAUCACCCGUCUGCGGUGGACCCUGCCGACGUAUCGCCUGACAUCGACGUGCUGCUCGCCCAGCCGCCGCCUAAAAAGCAGGAAUUCGAGCAGCAGACCCGCGAGGGCCCGAAGCGUAACUUUUUCUCGAAUUUAUUUAGCUAAAAAAUACUAAUAAAAACAAUGAAGGCCGCACGUUUGUGAUGAUUAUGGACACUCCUGAAAUUCCCGUCUUUUUUCACUUAUGACGAUGAAGUUGAAAACCUUGCGGUGGACUUCGUCUGAAUCUCUGUGAGCAUCGAUCGUAUUUGUGCAUUUUUACGCCGGUCGCUUUCAGUACUUGAUAAAGGACGGGAAAAGUAGGUGCGUGCCUUAUUAUUUACGAUAGUCGGCUAUUCGAAAAAAAAUUGUGAAAGGAAAUAUACCUAUAUAACAAAUACA